This is a messenger RNA of Coccomyxa subellipsoidea C-169, 1621 nucleotides long. RefSeq lists its product as hypothetical. The record is from RefSeq and is a predicted model, not a curated record. Gene Ontology annotation, molecular function: oxidoreductase activity, acting on iron-sulfur proteins as donors. Gene Ontology annotation, biological process: photosynthetic electron transport in photosystem I. NCBI's taxonomy places the organism in Eukaryota, Viridiplantae, Chlorophyta, Trebouxiophyceae, Coccomyxaceae. The transcript has 9 exons. The coding region runs from base 78 to 1127 and encodes 349 amino acids. Gene Ontology annotation, cellular component: chloroplast thylakoid membrane.
AUCUAUCUAACCACACACAGAGAACAUAGGGAGAUUGAAGAUCGCAUAUAGAGAGGUAGUGUUGUGCAGUGGGAAGCAUGCAGGUCCGCGCGCAAACGUCCCUGUCUGGGCAGGCUAGCUGCAGCACUUUAAAGCUGCAGCAACUCACGCACCAAAGGGUGCCUGGAAGCGCUCCGAACAACUUGUGGCGCCGUAUUUGCCGUGCUCAAAGGCAGUCCUUCAUCGUGAGAGCUGCUGAUGACAAGAAGAGUGGGAUCAGUGCAGUAGUCGAAAAGGUGAAGGAGGCCCUGCCAGCUCUUGAAGAAAUAGUGGACGAGAACAUUCUCGAUUAUUGCACAUUGGACAAGACGGGGGCUCGCCCGAGGAGUAAGAAGAGCCUCGGUGAGAAGGAGCAAGACUUUUUGGAAGCAUUGCGGGCGUUUUACUAUGAGGAAGCACCGACAAUGUCGAAUGAAGAGUUUGACAACCUGAAAGAGGAACUUUUGUGGGCUGGGAGCAAGGUAGCGAUUCUGAGCUCAACAGAACAGAGGUUUCUGGAGGCAUCAUUGGCAUUCCAGGCAGGAAAGUCUAUUGUGUCGGACGAGGAGUAUGACUCUCUGAAGGACCAGCUGCGGAAGAAGAACAGCAAAGUUGUACAGCAGGGACCUAGGUGCAGCAUCAGAAGCCGAAGAAUCUACAGCGAUGCAGUUCCAGAUUACCUGAAGAUGACCCUCCUCAAUCUUCCUGCAGCCAUUUUCACGCUCAUUGUGUUGUUCAGCAUCGAUGACUUGACGGGCUUUGAGAUCACCAAGCUAGUGGAGUUGCCAGAGCCCUUUGGUAUCUUUGCUGUCUGGGGAUUUGUGCUGCCGUUGACAUACAUUGUUUCAAGCUCACUCACCAAUCUCGCUCUGAAGGACUUCCUCAUCCUGAAGGGUCCUUGCCCCAACUGCCUCACAGAGGUUCAGACUUACUUUGGGGACAUCCUGACCGUGAAGGGCUCGCGCGACACCAACCUUGUGCAGUGCGGCAACUGCAAGGCCAAGAUCACCGUGGAUGCCACAAAGCGCUCGAUGAUCAUUUCGGAGAUGCCUGGAUCCGGACCGAGCGGCUCCUCAUCAGCAUCCAAGAAAGAGCCCUCGCCUGCUUGAGACCAUUUUGGCAUGUAAUAAAGAUUUUUUGAGGGAAUGGUACUCCUUUGGGAACUGAGGUGAAGUGCGGUUUCCUUGUAUAGCUGGUCUGUGCUGCUGCAAGAUAGGCCAUCACUUGCCGAUGUUGGAGAUGUGCGUAUCUUAGUGGACAAGACUACCGUAUUUCCUGCCAGAAACUGCGAUUCUUUGGUUUGAUCAUGACCCAUAGAUGAUUGGGAUGGGCGCAAGCAGGACUUGGAGGAAUCUACUAAGAGAAGACUAAUUUCUGCACUGAGUCUAUCAAGAUCGGUGCUCUGCGAUUGCUUGUGCACACGUGGCCACAGCAUCAAGAGAAUGAUACUGUUUGCACCUGUCACAACGGUUCUAAAUUUGGAGAGAUUUGAUCACAGGUAAUCUGGAAGGACUGCGAUGCUGUACCUGCAUCAAUCGUGAGAUGAGAUUAUGUGCAAUUUGUGGCUCUUUUGAAGUAUCUGUUGUAAAAUUGAACUUCUGAC